Apodemus sylvaticus (European woodmouse) is the source of this 3063-nucleotide messenger RNA. It is a transcript of the gene Ifnar2, whose product is annotated as interferon alpha and beta receptor subunit 2. NCBI's taxonomy places the organism in Eukaryota, Metazoa, Chordata, Mammalia, Rodentia, Muridae. The transcript is spliced from 9 exons. Gene Ontology annotation, molecular function: protein binding; interleukin-22 receptor activity. The record is from RefSeq and is a predicted model, not a curated record. Bases 317 to 1861 code for a protein of 514 amino acids.
CCGCCCGGGCCCCGCCUCCCGCCUCGUUCUCGGUUCUCCGAGGGGCACCAGGAGGCGUCCGGGCGCCUGCGUGGUCUAGCCCUAAACCAGGGGAAACGUGGCCGCGAGCGGAGACUCUUGGGGUCGCGGAACACCUGCCACCUCUCGCUUUCGGCCUGGGCCGGCGCCCGCCUGCUUCCACUGCUCGCCAGCCGUGCGCAGCUGCGCCUGGUGCCCAGAGCAGCUCGGAGGUGGCCCCAGGACAUCACAGAGGGGGGAUCCGUGAGACCCGGCCGUUCAGGUGUGAGAGCAGAAAAAGGACUUACACCGGAGCAGGAUGCUUUCACAGCGCACCAUCUCUGCCGUUGGUUUCCUUAGCUUGUGUCUUGUGGUGUGUGUGCGCCCAGAGACAGAGACUGCCUCACCGUCUGCUUUUGAUGGGUACCCAGAUGAACCUUGUACUAUAAAGCUGUCAAUACACCAUUUUCGGCUGAUUUUAUCCUGGGAGUUAGAAAACAAGCCCAGCCCACCAGCUAACUACACACUCUGGUACACGAUCAUGAGCAAAAAUGAAAACCUGGUGAAGGUUAAGAACUGUUCAGACAUCAUGGAGUCAUCGUGUGAUGUGACAGAUGAGCUGUUGGACGGCUUGGAGAACUAUUUCGCCCUGGUCGUGGUGCACAGAGAGGACCCGACAGUUUGCGUCUGUUCAGAAUACAUUGUGCCUGCGAAUGUUCCUCUUGAGCCGCCAGAAUUUGAGAUCGUUGGCUUUACAGACCACAUAAACGUGACGAUGAAAUUUCCACCUGUCACUUCCAAGAUAAUCCAGGAAAAGCUGAGGUCUACACCCUUUGUCAUCAAAGAACAGAUAGAAGACAGCAUUAAGAUAAUUCACAAGUCCAAAAUGAAUAAUGUCACUGGGAACUUCACAUAUGUCCUUAAAGACUUACUUCCAAAGACAAACUAUUGUGUAUCUGUUUAUUUUGAUGAUGCCUCCACAAUAAAAUCUCCCUUAAAAUGCACCGUCCUUCAGCCUGGCCAGGAAUCAGGAUUAUCAGAAUCUGCCAACGUAGGAAUAGUUACUGUGUGCUUGAUAGUGAUGGUUUUCGUGAUCACCAUCAUAAUGCUGAAACGGAUUGGUUAUAUAUGCUUAAAAGACACUUUGCCCAAUGUUUUGAACUUCCGUCAUUUUUUAACCUGGAUAUUCCCCGAGUGGCCACCUUCAGAAACCAUCGACCGGCUGGAAGUCAUUCCCACAAACAAGAGGAAGAAAGUGUGGAAUUAUGACUAUGGGGACAGCAGUGACAGUGAUGAAGAAGUCCCCAAAGCAAGUGUCACUGGCUACACCAUGCACGGACUGAUGGGCAAGCCUCUGCCACAAACCUCUGACCUCUCAGCCAACCCUGAGGACCCUCUGGAUGAAGAAGAUUCAGGUGCUGAGGAAUCUGAGGAAGCUGGGGCCGGGGCUGGAGCUGAACCACAACUCCCCACAGAGGUCGAGGCAGGGCCUUCAGAAGACCCAAGUAGCCCCUAUGAGAGGAGAAAGAGUGUGCUCAUGGACUCCUUCCCCAGGGAGGACAAUAGCUCCAUGGAUGGGGCUGGGGACAACGUUAUCUUCAAUGUGAACUUAAACUCCGUGUUUCUGAGAGUUCUCCAUGAUGACGACUCCUCAGAGACGUUAUCUCUCACAGAAGACACGCUCUUCCUAGACGAGGGUCCCCACAGGACAGAGUCAGACCUUCGGAUAGCGGGUGGGGACAAGCCACAGCCGCUCCAUCCCAGCCUCUCUUCCCAGGGUCUGUGGACUGAAGAUGGGUCAUCUGAAAAAACAGACAGCUCAGAUUCUGAUGUUGAUGCAGGGGAUGGCUACAUCAUGAGAUGACUCCAAAGCAGCUCGCUGACUGGAGCUGGGUUCUCUUCACAGCCUACCGUGAUGCCUCGUGGUCUCCAGGUGUCUGUGAGGGAGCUACUAGAGAACUGUCCAGCCCUCUUAGUCCUGGCUGGAUGGCCUUCUCUAUGCCAAUCGCCAAUUUGGGCAUCAGGAUUGUUUACACGGGUCACAAGUGUGACCCGCCCACCCCCUUUCCACUAAUGCACUAAGGUGGUUUGUGCUACAUUUCCCAGGGAACAGUGUUCAGUGUGGUUUUCAGAGGCAACCAAGGCCUCCCAUCUCUGUGUUCUUUCUAGGAAAUAACUAAAUUGGGGGAGAGGGAGUAUUCAGCAGGACUCCAGGAAUGACCCUGAAAGGGGGCAAAAGGGGCGGAGGGAGGGUAUGCUGAGCUGGCUGUGGGCAGGAAGAAGGGGUGCACACAAGGAAAGCCAGCAAGGUUUGAGACCCCUCCCAUCCCCCCACCCUCUCACCCAACUGCCCCCCUCCCACCCACUGCCUCAUCCCCCCACCCACAUCUGGGCCCUUCCCAGAUGUUCAGAUCUGUCUCCUCUACUCUGAAAAGUUCAUUCACGGGCUCCCAUAAAACCCUCACAGUUUAAGUGAGGAGGGGGAGAAGCCUUGGGAAUAACUCUAGGAUCCGACAAGUGACUCAGAGAGAGGAAUCUCAUGGCCAUAUUUUAAGGUCUUUCUGCUUCACCUCUUUAACCUUCAGGUUCUUAAUUUAUGAAAUAAAGGGACUGAGCAGGUAAUCUCCAUCAUCAAGACUCAAGGGGAGGUGCUGAGCCUCGGGAGAGCCGCCCAGGGUGGGGGUGGGGGGUGAAGGGUGUGGGAUCCUCCCAGCUUACUCUUUCACCCCCAAACCAGUGUCUCACAGUUUCUUCUAUUCAAAGAGGAACUAGUGCAGGGAUCCUGGCUCAAAGCUUCGAUCCUGUAAAGCAAUUCAAAAGAAACCCUUGUUGAAUCGGAAUCCCGCGGGCCGGAGUCCCUAUACACAGCAACCUUGCCUCCGCCCUCUGAAUACAGCUAGCACUUUUUUUUCUCCCCUAGCAGCGCUUUCUUUUAAGUUUUGCACAAUUGUUUGGAGUUGGCUUUUUAAUGCUUGCACUUGGUUGUUUUUUUGUUUUUUGUUUUUUUAAUUUUAUACGAUGUUUGAAAUUGUCAGAGUAAUACAAAAAAAGUACUUUUCAUACAAA